AUGGGUGAUCCACUUUCCAUUGCUGCAAGUGCGGCGGGGCUCGUCUCCUUAGGCCUGACAGUGUGUUCUGGUCUCCUCGACUACUACAGCGCGUGGAAAGACCAGCCUUCUGACGUCUCCGAAAUGUGCGAAUCUUUGGUAGCUCUCAACAAGACGUUCGACAUGCUGAACGAGAGGGUCCGCCACCCUUUACUUGACCCCAAAAGCGUCGAUCGAGUCACAGAAAGCAUCAUAUCUUGUGCUGCCGGGGUUCAGGGAUUACGAUCUAAGUUGGAGAAGAUCCGUAAUGCUAAGCCAGGUAUGAGCGCACGUCUCCAAAGAGCUCAGUAUCCAUUUCAGCGAAAAACGCUGGAGAAGCUGCUGCGGAUGAUCUCGGAUCUUCGAAGCAAUCUGAGUCUGGCAACGAACACUCUUCAACUUGAUAUCUCUACAACGUCACUUGAUCGAUUGAGUCAAGUAGAUACAAGCAUAAAGAAGCUAAUCGACAACUCCGAAGUCUCCAGUACGAAGAUUCUUGACAGCAUUUCGGAUGUGCACCUCAAUCAGGAGCAAGAGAAGUUGCGAGCACUUAGUUCCGAGGAACAGGAUGUAAUGAAAUGGCUCUCUCCCCUAGAAUUCUUCUCCAAGCAAAGCGAUGCUCUGAGUAGACGUCAGAAAGGCACUGGUCGAUGGCUGCUCGAGUCUACCGAGUUUCGCUCUUGGGUUGGUACUGCUGGAAGAGUCCUUUGGUGCCCGGGAAUGCCUGGUGCGGGUAAGACUAUCCUAGCAUCAAUGGUCGUUGAUUACCUUGAACAGGGGCACAGACGGGGGACUACUGGGGUUGCCUAUGUCUUUUGUGUGCACAACAGUGGAAAUCAGACCGCAAGCAACUACCUCGGAAGCUCGCUACGACAACUCGCCAUGCAGAGUGCUGCAAUCUUGGAGGAUAUCAAGUCAUGUCAUAGGCAUCAUACUCGAUACGAGACCCGUCCUUCUCUCAAUGAGAUUGCUAGGCUACUACGCUCACAGGUCGAAAAGUUUGAUGAAGUGUUCAUUGUGAUCGAUGCUCUUGACGAGUGCCCUGAACAGGACCAAAUUCGAAAGUUUUUUCUCGCCGAGCUCCGUGCUUUGGUACCUAAAGUGAGCCUCAUGGUUACUUCGCGAGAUAUGCCGUCUAUCGAGAACAUGUUCAAGCACGACAUACGCCUUGAGAUUCGCGCGCAAGACCAAGACAUCAGGGCAUUCAUCAAGUCACAGAUAGAGCAGCGAGAUGGACUGGUCGAUCUCCUUGAAGGCCAUAACGAUGUGCGAUCCAGAAUAAUUGCGACAGUACUGGAGAAGACAAAUGGCAUGUCUCCAUCGCUUCCAAGCUCACCAAAAGAAAGGUUCCUGAUUGCAGCCUUGCACAUGGAUUCUCUUGCCAAAGAAGACAAUAUUCGUGAACUCAAGGAAAGUCUUCAACGCCUGCCCGUGGAUCUAGAUAAGACAUACGAUGACGCGUUAGAGCGAAUCCAACAACAAGACUCUCGAAAAGUAGCUCGAGCUGAUCAGGUCUUGACGCUUAUCAGUUGCGCAAAACGACCUCUGAAGCUGGAAGAGAUGCGACAAGCUCUGUCCAUCCGUAGAGGUGAUACCUUUCUAGACCCAGACGCUUUACCUAAAAGCGAGUCAUUUAUUUCGACCUGCUGUGGCCUCGUGGUUGUGGAAGAUGAAAGUCAGAUCAUUAGACUGGUUCACUAUACCACCGAAGAGUACUUCAAACGUAAAGUACAACGAUAUCGCAGCCCAGAAGCUCAUGAGUAUUUCGCUGGUAUUCUCAUUACCUAUCUCAGUUUCACAACAUUCACAACCUUUUCUCUGGGCAAAGUAGUUGAAGACGCUACGAAAGAAGCAGCAGCAAGAGACGCCAACGUUCCAAUCAAUUGGGGCGAGGAGCGAACGGCGGUAGAAAACUACAUUGAAAGCCUCUUGAAGAGCAACGUCUUAGUCCACUACGCUGCAGAGAAUUGGGGUCACCAUACACGCGAUGCAUUAACUCACAUCGGAGAUAGUCCAGAAUCUUGUCACGCCACUAUCGAUCCCCAUAACAGCGAGCUGGACAACCUAUGGAAUCUCAAACGAAUGGUACAGGAAUUUCUUGAGAAAGAGCAUAAUAUUGCAUGUGCCUGUGAAGUUUUUCACCAGAUCCAGAAUCAGCUCGACCAUUUCACUGUAGGGUAUGAGUUUUGUGGCCCAACCAAUGUCACAAAUCUACACAUAGCUGCAUCAUUCGGAAUCCAGCAUUUCGUUGAAUACUACCUGAAUCAAGGGGCAGAAAUUGAUGCAAAAGAUUCUUUCGGUAUGACAGCCCUACACAGGGCAGCCCAAUACGGUCAUGUAGAAGUUGUGCGACUACUGUUGGAUUCCGGGGCCGAUAUUGGAAUCCGAGACCAAUGGGCAUGUAGUGCAUUAGUCCGGGCCGUCAGUAGGAAUGAAGUAUCCGUGUCGCGAUUACUUCUACAGUACGGCUCAGACCCUGAUUUCAAGAGCUACCACGAACUUUCAACAAUCUCCAUCGCGGCUACCCGAGGCCACGAAGAGAGUCUAGAGCUUCUGGCAGAAUGCAGAACCGACGAUGUUAGGAAGAAUCAAGUCAUGCGAGAUACGCUAUUUGGGGCCGCUUUUGAUGGACGCGAGGGUAUUGUGCGUCUUCUAGUGCGUGGCGGAAAAAAUUGGAGCAUCCCGAAAGAAUACGUUGCAAGGGCGAUGACCAAGGCAGCUUUUCAAGGUCACAUCACGAUAAUGAGGGUCUUACUGGAGGCCGGUGUUGACGUCAGUUCUCCGUUAUCACUUGCUGGAGAGGCCCUUCAGGAAGCGGCCAUGUGGGGCCGUUCAGAAGCUACUCAACUACUCCUCUCAGCAGGUGCUAAUCCGAACUUGAAGACGCAUGAUGGUGAUUUGCCCCUCCAUGCAGCAGCUCGGAAAGGCCAUGUCAGCACGGUUACUCUGCUGCUAGAAAAGGGUGCAGAAGUAAACGCUCUUAACUCGAAAGGCGAGACAGCCCUGCUAGUUAUAGCAGGUCCGAGAUACGGAUUCCUCGCAAGAACAACAUCAUUGCCUAAGGAUUCUGUACUUGUCAUGCAACAGCUCCUUGAUAAAGGAGCCAAUACCGCUGCAACAGAGCGUCAAGGCAAUCGAACUUCACUCGAAUGCGCAAUUCUUCGAGGCUACGAAGAUCUGGUACGGCUUUUACUCCAAUAUGAGAGCUUUCCAGCGACCCAAAAGAACCUAAUGCUCUAUAUGACAAGACUCUAUCACGAAAUGGGAGGAAUGUCAAAAAAUGAUGAGGUCGUCAAUCGACUACUUUGUGAAACAGAAGGACAGAAUUUGGGAGGUCUAUCAACAUUACUUCUGAUUCCCAUCCCUGCCGAAAGAGGGUACAAACGUGUGGUGCUCAAGUUCCUGCAAUCGGGUGCCGCCAUCGAGGCCAAGGAUUUCCACGGAAAUACGGCAUUACAACUGUCUGCAUGGGAAGGUCAUAUCGCAGUCGUCGAGCUUCUGCUACACCACGCAGCCGACAUUAACUCCAGAGGCCCACUUGAAGGUUCAACGGAUGCCACUCCGCUCAUGAUGGCUGCCAGCCGGGGAAGGACCGAUGUAGUAAGGCUCUUGCUAGAUCAAGGAGCAGACAUCGACGCCGCAUCGGCGAAUAAAAACUUCGGUAGUACCGCCGUUGCUCAGGCUUUACAUGGAGAUUCCACAGCAACAGCAAAAGUGCUACUGGAGAGAGGAGCUGAUGCAAAUGCCAGAUACAAUCAACACUCUGAAGGCACACUUCUCCACGCUGUGGCCAGGAAUGGUAAUUGGAAGAGUCAGAUACCGAACAUCGACCUCCUUCUCGAAAAGGGAGCCGAUCUGGAGGCAAAACAGAGUGACGGUCAGACGCCCCUUGCAGUGGGAGUCCAGUAUGAAAAAUUGAAAACAGUGCAACAUCUUCUAGAGAGAGGAGCCGAUCUGGAAGCGAAAGAUAGGCAUGGUCAAACGCCCCUGUCAGUGGCACUUCAAAAGGGUACACUAGAAAUGGUGAAUUUCCUUCUCGAGGAAGGGGCCGAUCUGGAAGCGAAAGAUAACCAUGGUCAGACACCCCUGAUAGUGGCCGUCCAGAAAAGAUCACCGCAAACAGUGAACCUCCUUCUCGAGGAAGGAGGGAACCUGGAAGCGAGGGAUAACAAUGGUCAUACACCUCUAGUGUUGGCAGUGCGAAGCGGCAGAUCUGAGAACGUAGAACUCCUGCUGGAAAGAGGAGCAGAUCCGGAACAACUUUCUCCCAGCGUAACAGCUGAGAAUGACGAUGUUAACAAAUGGGAUUUCAACAGAGCCGUCAGACUCGUCAUGGAAGCUCAGAUAAAGACUACAUGA
Messenger RNA from Letharia lupina, 4377 nucleotides. RefSeq lists its product as uncharacterized. The transcript is spliced from 5 exons. The coding region runs from base 1 to 4377 and encodes 1458 amino acids. The record is from RefSeq and is a predicted model, not a curated record. Gene Ontology annotation, molecular function: protein binding. NCBI's taxonomy places the organism in Eukaryota, Fungi, Ascomycota, Lecanoromycetes, Lecanorales, Parmeliaceae.